UGCAGCGAUCAAAUUACGUCAUACUCAGAUGAUGUCAUAUCCUGUUAUACGAAGCAGCGCCGCUGACGCUAAAGGCUGCGGGGAACAAACAAAGAGGCGGGUGUGUAGAAAUGUAACAUCGACUCAGCGUUUUAAUUAAAAGCCUGACCGCUUGUAACACAUUUUUUAAUGAUAGAUACGUUGUUAGUUACAUCGGCGUUUUUCUAAUAUAUGAUACUAAAUACUACGGUUAUAAACCUGUUUUUUCUGUGAUCAGCUUUUAUUUUGAAAUCUGGUCAUUUCGGUGAGUUCUUGAGGAUUUUCUCCUGAAUCUGUCAAAGAUACACAGGGUUACCGCGCAGCAUCCGUGCUGUUAUUGAACCCAGUUUCGAGUUUGUUUUAUCGAUGGAUGAUCAGGAUUCCUGAAGGGGAUAUUUACAGAGUGAACUACCCCAGCAUGUCAGCCGAGGAGGAGGAGAGGGGGGUAGUUCGAGUCAAAGUCAAGAAGUAUGAGGGAUUGCAGCCAGUGGAAUUCCGCUCUUUUGCCGUUGAUCCACAGAUCACAUCAUUGGAGGUGUUGCAGCACAUCCUAAUACGAGCCUUUGAGCUGAAUGGAAGGCGUAAUUUUGGCAUUAGUUACCUGUCCCGUGAUCGCAUGGGAACAGAGGUGUACCUUUCCCUCCUGUCUGAUUGGGAUUUAGAUGCAGCGUUUGUCAGUGCAGCUAAGCCUUACCUCCAGCUUAAGAUGGACAUCAAACCUUCAGAAGACAGUCCAGUUCUUGAGGACUGGGACAUCAUAAGCCCGAAGGAUGUGAUUGGCUCAGAUCAGCUACAGGGCGAGAAGAGGUCACUGACAUCUACGGCUCUUCCCUUCACCCAGUCCCUGCUGUCCCAGGUUACUGAUGAUGUUCUUCACCCAGUCAGCCAGCUGUUUUACCAGCCAGUCUCUGCUGCGUUCAGUCAGAUGGGUCGGACAUUGUCUAGGGUUCAGCAGGCGUUAAGCUGGUCAUAUGGGGAGGAGGUUAAGCCAUUCAAGCCUCCAUUGAGUGAUGCAGAAUUUCACAAUUACUUGAACAGUCAGGGUCAGCUGACACGGCCAGAGGAGUUGCGGCUCCGCAUUUACCAUGGCGGGGUUGAGCCUUCCCUGCGCAAGGUAGUGUGGCGUUACCUUUUAAAUGUGUACCCAGAUGGCCUGACAGGACAGGAGAGGAUGGACUACAUGAAGAGAAAAACGAGAGAAUAUGACCAGCUGAAAAGUGAGUGGACAUCCAGGGUGAGCCCAGAGGAUCUGGAGUUCAUUAGAGGAAACGUUCUAAAGGAUGUGCUUCGAACUGACCGAGCCCAUUCAUAUUAUGCCGGCUCGGAGGACAGUCCCCACUUGACUGCACUGACUGACCUCCUCACCACUUUUGCCAUCACACACCCGCAGGUGUCUUAUUGUCAAGGUAUGAGCGAUAUUGCCUCUCCGAUCCUUGCUGUCAUGGACAAUGAAGCACACGCCUUUAUUUGCUUCUGUGGUAUCAUGAAGCGCCUCGAAGGCAACUUCCGCCCUGAUGGCCAACUAAUGUCUAUUAAGUUCCAGCACCUUAAGCUGCUCUUGCAAUACUCAGAUCCUGAAUUUUACACCUACCUGGUCUCCAAAGGUGCUGACGACCUCUUUUUUUGUUACCGCUGGCUGCUUCUUGAACUAAAGCGGGAGUUUGCUUUUGACGAUGCACUGAGGAUGUUGGAGGUGACCUGGAGCUCUCUGCCUCCAGAUCCACCUGAGACCGAGGUUGAGCUUCUUGGAUUACCGCUUGAAGCAGAUGAGUCCCCGAGUCAUGACAGCAGCUACCCAAACUCAGAGAAUGAAAAUCUGGAAAAAGAACAGACAGAGCAGCGGCGGCGACACAUGUUGAGGCCGUCCCGAGAAGAGGCAGAUGGAGGACACUGUCUCGGAUUAGAGGAAGACAGAAAGGAAGAGAAGCCAUCUUGUGGAGAGGACAAAGGAGAUUAUGGUGUGGAUUGUGUGGUGAAAACUGAAGACCCUGCUCCAGCACCUCUUUUUGAGAAGCAGUCCAGUUUUGGAGAAUUUAAGUACUACAGUGCACGAAACGAGGACAGUUUUGAAGCUAACGAAAAUGAACCAUCAGAUCCUACGUUAUCUUCAGUGAAGUUUCAGUCCACACGUUCAUUACCUCUCACGGUCCGCCAGUCCACAGAGGACAGUGAGGAUGAUCCUGGUGAGCGGCAGCCUUUGAUAAGCGGGAAUGACCAGCUUUCAUCUCCUCAGACUGAGGAGAAAAACUCAUCCAGUUGGCAAACCGUUUCUCCCCUUCCUCCAAGUUUACUGAACUUUAAAAACGGCUCUCAGUUUUCUGCAACAUCUCCUUCAAUGUCCAGCUGGAGAGCAGUGUGUCCUGAUGUUCCAGGAUUGAAGUCUGUCUCCUCUUCAUUUAUUGUUGGUAGUGCUGUAUCUCCUGAUAAGGCUUUGGGGAGAUUUGUGUCUUCAGCUGCUUUGUCUAAUGGAACUGGAUUGCACUCGCCAUCAACCCCCACAGGGAAGUCUGCACUUUCCUCUCCAUCCCUGGGCAACAAUCGCUCACUGCUGUCUUCCCCUGUUUUAUCCUUUGCUAAAUCUCCAUCACUACCCAAACCAUUCUCCAGCAACCUUUCAUCCCCAUGCAAACUUUCAGGAACUGGUGCAAGCACUCCAACUACAGGCAAACCUGAUGCUAGUGGUGUUAAACCCUGUUCCCUUCCUCCUCCUCAAGAGUUUGGGAAGGGCAAUCCUUUCAUGCUGUUCUUGUGCCUUUCCAUCCUGUUGGAGCACCGUGACCAUAUCAUUAAAAAUAGUUUGGAUUAUAAUGAGCUGGCCAUGCAUUUUGAUCGCUUGGUCCGCAAGCACAACCUUGGCCGUAUUCUUCAGCGUGCCAAGGCCCUUUUUGCUGAUUACCUGCAGAGUGAAGUGUGGGACUCAGAGGAAGGUGACGAGGUCAGCUUGGACUCACCAACCACAGCUGCAUCCUCACCACUAACACUCCCUAAAACCAGUUGUUUGCAGUCCACAAUGGCCUCCUCCCCAAACUCUACUUAUAAUCUGGCCUCUACAAUCCCUUCUCCUACAACCCCCAAUGAUCUCUCUCCCUCAUCGUCCUGAUGAAUUUUAUCUGAACAAGUUUCAUCCCCACGAGAAAGCAAGUCAUAAUCUAUUAUAGUGUUCAUGAUAAACUUUACCGGUUUUGUUUACGUGGCAAACCAAAGCUGGACAAGCGCUUCUUUUCUUAAUCAUUCUGCUGGUAUUAGAUUUUUUUGCACAGUAUGCUUAUUUUUCCUGUGUGACCACGGCCUUUAAGAUUUCUUUUCUACACUUUUGCAUGCCACUUAUUGUACUGUAUGUUACUUCUUGCACUUUACUCUUUGUCUAAUUUGUGCUUAAACUGUGUAAAUAAAAUCCCUGAAAAGAACGGCAUGACAUUUGACAGCAAUGCUGGAUUGACUUUUACAAACCUGUAGACACUGGUCCAGUUAAUCUUCACUAUUGCAUCCAUUGAUGUUGAUUCAAGAUCCCAUUGAAUGAUUUUAUUUUGGUACAUCUCCAAUGUACAGGAAAAUAACCCAGUUAUUCAGGCCUAAAUCUGUUCAGAUUGAUAAGAUUGCAUUUCCUGUUUGAAUCAGAUGUCUUCUUUGAUAUCAGUUGGAACUCUCCAUUUUGCUUAGCUGAAUAUAAAUGUCAUGGACAUAUUCAUGGAUUGGAUUGUGUAAAUGAUGGUUGGAUUGUGUAAAUGAUCACACUUAUUGCUCUGAGAGGCCAGAAUAAUUUACUGGAUCUGAAUCAUAAAUUAUAUUUGGUUUUGUUUUGUUUUUUGUUUUUAUAUCUGAUGCAUUUGCCUAUGGUUGUUCCAUACAGCAAGACCACUGGCAGGUGGAUCAGCAGAAGAUUACUGUGUAAUUUAUUAUUCACCACUAUUGUCCAAAAUGUACAGCUCAAAUAGUAAUAUUAUCCAAAAAUGUCUGAUAAACCAGUUUUGCCCACUCUUGUUUAAAACUGACUCAUUUGCUUGAACAGUUGUUUUUAAUUUAUUGACCUUAAAUGAAUACAAUGGAAUAUAAAAAGUCUACACCCUUUGUUAAAAUAGCAGGUUUGUGUGAUGUUAAAAAUGAAACCAAAAUUAAUCAUGUACCAUCUUUGUCCACCUUUAAUGUGAUAUAAAAAUCAACAAAUUUCAAGUGAAAAACAAAUGGAAACAUUUUAGGUGGGAAAUGAAACAAAAAACUGUUUGGAUAAGAGUCUCCUUAACUAAUACUUUUUAUAUAAAACACCUUAUGUUUGUAAUACACACUCAGUCUUUUUGUGUAAGAGUCUACCAACUUGGCACAUCAUUUUUUCAAUCUUCGUUGCAAAAAUGCUCAAGAUCUAUCAGAUUGCGAGGGGAUCAGCUGUGCAUAACCCUCAUUCUUUAAGUCAUUCUACAGGUUUUUGAUUAGAUGUAGGUCUAGGCUCUGACAGGGCCACACCAAAACAUUGAUCAUCAUCUUCUUCUGAAACCAUUCCUUUAUUGACGUGGAUUUGUGUUUGUGUUUCUUUCUUCAUCUUCAGCUGUCUAAUGGAGACCUGCAGGUUUUGUGCUGGUAUUUGUAUUGGCAUUUGGAACUAUCCAUAAUUCCCUUUACAGUCCAUACAGAAUUCAGAGGUUUUUUUUGUGUGAUUGGUGGACCAAAAAUCCUUGAUUUUGCUAAGGCUUUUUUCAAAUUUUGUAAUGCAAUUUACUGCUUUCUUGCGAAAAACUACUUGAAUUGGAGAAAAUGCAAUUGCAUGAAAUUGUUUUGCACAGUCUUUCGCGGUGAUGUUUGUUAGUAAAUGAGCUGUACUCAUGUUUGAUGCACGUGAAUCGAAGAGGGCUUUGGCUGAAUGCAUGUUGUGAUGUCACAUGAGGUGUCUUGUUCCAAAUCUGCAGAAAAUCUGUGGUAAUUUUAAAAAAUUGCAAGCUCCUCCAAAUAUUGUGGAGUUUGCUUCAUUUGCAUUCAUUUCUGUAAUCAUGAUCAUGCUCAAAAUCAUGAAUUCUUGGAGGGUCUGUCUUUAUCUUUACUAGAACCCCAGUCUCAGCUGAAGAAGCAGCCCCAUAGCAUGAUGCCUCCCUGGCAAGUUUUCAUCUUGUCCUUUCAUCAAUUUUGGAAAGACAUCUUGUUCUUGGUAAUUUCAUUGUGGUCCACCAUUUUCUCCACUUGUUAAUAGCCUUCCUGGUUUUCCAUGGUACAUCUAAUACUUUGGAAAUUCUUUUGUAACCCUCUCCUGAUCUAUACCUUUUGACAGUGAGAUCCUGUACAUGCUUUGUAAGCUCUUUGCAGACCAUGGCUUCAGCAGUCAGAUGAAACCAAGAAAAAGUCACGAAAAUUCUACAGAAACAGAUUGUUUAUUUGGGGCUAAUCAGAAUCACUUCAUUGAUGACAGUUGUAUGAUAAUUAGUUUUGAACAUGACUUUAGACUUGAUUGGUUAAUUCUGCGCACAUAUGCCCCAUUAUUAAAAAGAUGUGUAUACUUUAUAUUACCAGGUUAUUCUUUUUUUUUUUCCCCAAAAACUUAUUUUUAUUUAUCUUAUCUUGGUUUCAUUUUUUUACAUCACAAAAUUUGCCAUUUUAACAGCAGUGUAUAUAGUUUCUUAUAUCUUUAGUUUUCACAGAAAGCAAAAUAAAUGUAUCCUCAUAUUUUAUCAUUCCUCAUGUUGAAUUUGGGAUUCCAUACAUGUCUUAACACCAAGUGUUCUUUUAUUUUUCUUUCUUCUAAGAAGUGUUGAAAUCCUUUAUAGACGUGGGCCAAAGGAAUUUUCCUUGAAAAUGCAAUCAUUGUGGGCCUUCUGUGUUUCCUUUUAAAAGCUUUAUUGAACAUUAAAUUAUUCCCAUAGAGAGGUUUGCGGGACUGAAUGCUAGCAAUAUCUGUAUUUAUACAAUAAAUUCAUCCAAGACCAACUUUGUAUCUCGCUGAUUUUUAUAGUAUGUGAGGGUUUAAUAUAGGAAAAGUAAUAAAGCAAGCAAAUGUGUUUAAAAAAAUGGGCUACAAAACAUUGUAUGUAAUGCGUGGUCUGUUUGGAUGAAAAUUAGCCGGUAUCAGUGUGAUAUGCCACAGCCACCUCUUAUUUGUUAAUAUACAGAUAAACCAACUUAGUUUCAUUUACGGUUUGAACAAGUAACCUUAAUUUCAUAAGGUUUCUAGGCAUUAAAUAACAUUUUUUAAAAAAAAUGUUUAAUAAGGCUAUCACUUGUCAUUGUAAGACUCAAUGGGUAAGUUAUUUAUACUGUCAUAAAUGGCAUUGUUCCUUCAUAUUUUUGUUGCUCCCCCAAUUACUAAUGUAAUAACUACCAACCUAAUCUCAUAUGAAAUUAUAGUGACCAAAAAGUGC
Ictalurus furcatus (blue catfish) is the source of this 6356-nucleotide messenger RNA. RefSeq names its product TBC1 domain family, member 25 (gene tbc1d25). Gene Ontology annotation, molecular function: GTPase activator activity. The transcript is spliced from 7 exons. Gene Ontology annotation, cellular component: autophagosome. NCBI's taxonomy places the organism in Eukaryota, Metazoa, Chordata, Actinopteri, Siluriformes, Ictaluridae. Gene Ontology annotation, biological process: regulation of autophagosome maturation; activation of GTPase activity. The record is from RefSeq and is a predicted model, not a curated record. Bases 389 to 3118 code for a protein of 909 amino acids.